Lodderomyces elongisporus is the source of this 1863-nucleotide messenger RNA. It is a transcript of the gene RLI1, whose product is annotated as Fe-S cluster-binding ribosome biosynthesis protein. Bases 1 to 1863 code for a protein of 620 amino acids. Gene Ontology annotation, biological process: translational initiation; ribosomal subunit export from nucleus; translational termination. The transcript has a single exon. Gene Ontology annotation, molecular function: ribosomal small subunit binding; ATP hydrolysis activity; ATP binding. NCBI's taxonomy places the organism in Eukaryota, Fungi, Ascomycota, Pichiomycetes, Serinales, Debaryomycetaceae. The record is from RefSeq and is a predicted model, not a curated record.
AUGAGUGGGAAAGGGAAAAUAAAGAACGGAAGAGGAGAUACCAGCUCCAAAAACGAGAGAAUCGCUAUAAUCUCACCAGACAGAUGUAAGCCCAAAAAGUGUAAGCAAGAGUGCAGAAAGAGUUGUCCCGUUGUGAAGACAGGGAAAUUGUGUAUUGAAGUUACUCCAGCUUCAAAGAUUGCAUUUAUUUCGGAAACUUUGUGUAUAGGUUGUGGUAUCUGUGUCAAGAAAUGUCCGUUUGACGCCAUAACAAUUAUCAACUUGCCUACUAAUUUGGAAGGAGAAACUACUCAUAGAUACUCGGCAAAUUCAUUCAAGUUGCACAGAUUACCUACACCAAGACCAGGUCAAGUAUUGGGUUUGGUCGGUACCAACGGUAUUGGUAAGUCUACCGCAUUGAAGAUUUUGGCUGGUAAGCAGAAACCCAACUUGGGAAGAUAUGAGGAUCCACCAGACUGGGAAGAGAUUUUGAAGCAUUUUAGAGGCUCAGAGUUGCAAAACUACUUCACCAAAGUUUUAGAGGACGACAUCAAGGCCAUUAUCAAGCCUCAAUACGUUGACAACAUCCCACGUGCCUUGGCCAAGUCCAAAGUCAAAGAAGUUGGCGCAAUUUUGGAGUCCAAGAAUGAGAGAAAAGAUGCAUUUGAUUACAUCUUGAAAGUGUUGGAAUUGAAACACGUGUUGAAUAGAGAAGUUGAGAACUUAUCUGGUGGUGAGUUGCAAAGAUUUGCUCUUGGUAUGACCUGUGUUCAAGAUGCCAACGUUUAUAUGUUUGAUGAACCCUCUUCGUACUUGGAUGUUAAGCAAAGAUUGAGAGCUGCAGAGAUUAUCAGAUCCUUGUUGUCUGCCACCACCUACAUCAUCUGUGUCGAGCACGAUUUGUCUGUGUUGGAUUAUUUGUCCGACUUUAUCUGUAUCAUUUAUGGUGCCCCAUCGGUUUAUGGUGUUGUUACAUUGCCAUCCUCAGUGAGAGAAGGUAUCAACAUCUUUUUGGAUGGUCACAUUCCAACAGAGAAUAUGAGAUUUAGAACCGAAUCAUUGCAAUUUAGAUUAGCCGAUGCUGCCGACGACUUGAUUUUGGACAAGUCAAACUCAUUGGCAUACCCCUCUAUGCUGAAAACCCAAGGUGAUUUCAAGUUGGAUGUCGAAGCCGGUGACUUUACAAACUCCGAGAUCUUGGUUAUGAUGGGAGAAAACGGUACAGGUAAGACCACAUUUUGUAAGUUGUUGGCUGGCGCAAUUCCUGCCGAUGGCGGUAAAGAAAUCCCCAAAUUGAAUGUUUCAAUGAAGCCACAAAAGAUUGCACCAAAGUUCACGGGUACAGUUAGACAAUUGUUUUUCAAAAAGAUUAGAGCUUCAUUCUUGCAUCCACAAUUUCAAACCGAUGUUGUUAAACCAUUGAAGAUUGAGGAUAUCAUCGACCAAGAAGUCCAAACCUUGUCUGGUGGUGAGUUGCAAAGAGUUGCCAUUGUGUUGGCCUUGGGUAUCCCUGCCGACUUGUACUUGAUUGAUGAGCCUUCAGCUUACUUGGACUCUGAGCAACGUAUUAUCUGUUCCAAGGUUAUUAGAAGAUUCAUCUUGCAUGCCAAGAAGACUGCAUUUAUUGUUGAGCACGAUUUCAUCAUGGCUACAUACUUGGCAGACAGAGUCAUUGUUUUCGAAGGUCAACCCUCUAGACACGCAGUGGCCAGAUCACCCGAAUCAUUGUUAACUGGUUGUAAUAGAUUCUUGAAGAAUUUGAAUGUUACUUUUAGAAGAGAUCCAAAUUCGUACAGACCAAGAAUCAACAAGUUGGACUCUCAAAUGGAUAAGGAGCAGAAGUUGUCUGGUAACUAUUUCUUCUUGGAAAAUACCGAGUUGUAA